Messenger RNA from Canariomyces notabilis, 2862 nucleotides. RefSeq lists its product as uncharacterized. NCBI's taxonomy places the organism in Eukaryota, Fungi, Ascomycota, Sordariomycetes, Sordariales, Chaetomiaceae. The record is from RefSeq and is a predicted model, not a curated record. Gene Ontology annotation, molecular function: N-acetylglucosamine-6-phosphate deacetylase activity. Gene Ontology annotation, biological process: N-acetylglucosamine catabolic process. The coding region runs from base 1 to 2862 and encodes 953 amino acids. The transcript is spliced from 2 exons.
AUGGAUCACAAGAGCGAUUCACUUCCGCGGCAGGGACCCAGCUGGCUGCGUGGGCGGCCACGCCGGCGAUCGAAAACAGUGCGAUUCUUGGCUCUUGGCUGCUUGUGUUUCAUCGCUUUCGCGCAGUGGAAGCAACUUUCCCCGUCUUCGGUGCUGCCGUCCAGUGCGGAGAUUACAGUACACGGCCUCUCAGUCAAACAAUUGCAUGACGACCUCGCCACCUGCAGCAAGCUGAAAAGCAAGGCCUCCGACCCGAUUGGCUUAGGAAGGGAGCGCAACGCGCGCUACGUCAAAGGCCAUGCGCCCACCCUCAUUAAAAAUGCCAACGUUUGGGUCGGUGAGCCAACCAAGGGCACUCCGCCUGAAGCCGCCCGUCGCGGCGUAGGAUUCAACUGGGUCGUUGCAGACGUGUAUAUGGAGCAUGGACUGAUCAAGCGCGUCGAAGCUUCCAUCAGUCUGUCCUCCGUUGCAGAGAACACCAUCGUCUUCGAUGCCGGAGGACGGCCCCUAACCGCCGGUAUCAUCGACAUGCACACUCAUGCCGGCGUCGAGUCUCUGCCAGGCCUUUGGGGAACCAGUGAUGGCAACGAAAUGUCGUCUGAUAUCACCCCAUACCUCCGGGCUAUCGAUGGCCUGCAGCCCAACGACCCACAGAUCCAGGUCAUCAAAUCGGGCGGCGUGACCACGAGUCUGAUGCUUCCCGGCUCCGCAAACAACAUGGGCGGGGAGGCGUAUGUGAUUAAACACGCUGUUGGCGAGCGGGACGGGCGCAACGAGACCAGUGCCGCAGACAUGCUCGCGGACCCUGACCGUAACUGGCGCUUCAUGAAGAUGGCUUGCGGUGAGAACCCUAAGCGGCUCUAUGGCAAACCUGGCGAGCAUGGACCGACGUCUCGCCUCGGCGAGAGUUGGGAGUUUCGGCAUGCCUUUGAGCAAGCGUCAGCGUUGGUGAGGCGGCAGGAUGACUGGUGCCACAUGGCAGCUGUGUCAGGCAUACACAGCAUGAAGAGCUACUUACCGCAGGAAAUUCGCUGGGAGCCCUUGGUAGCUCUCUUGCGGGACCAGGUGCGCUUGAACACUCACUGUUACACCAUUCCGGAUCUCGAGGCCUUUGUAGACCACACAAAUGAGUUCAAAUUCAAGGUCCGGGCCUUUCACCACGCUCAUCAGACAUACCUAGUCCCCGAGAUUCUCAAACGCGCGUAUGGCGGAGAAGCUCCAGCAUCAGCCCUCUUUGCUGACAAUAUGUGGUACAAAGCCGAGGCGUACUGGGGAUCCGAGUACGCUGGAAAGGUUUUGUACGACAACGGGCUGACACCGAUAUAUGUUAGCGACAAUCCUGUCUUAAACGCCCAGCAUGUGCUGUUUGAGGCUGCGAAGGGAUAUAAGUAUGGUCUGCCUUACCACGCAGCCCUCGCCGCUGUGACAACGGCCCCUGCUGAGAGACUGGGGUUCGGCCAGAGGUUAGGCAAGAUCAAACCGGGAUUCGAUGCCGAUAUCGUGGUAUGGGAUAGCGACCCUCUCAGUGUUGGCGCGACGCCUGUUCAGGUAUGGAUCGAUGGCACAGCGCAGUUUGACAAUCCGGUGAAGCUGAAAAAGCCCGCUCCCAAAACCAUGUCACCGGACGAAAGCCUUUCCGAGACCACCAAAGAAAAACCUGUUGUAAUGGAUGAGGUCGUCUUUACCGGUGUCUCAAAGGCCAUUCUCAGGGAGGCAAGUGAAAAUCUAGCUCCACAAGCGAACAACAUGACUGUGGUCGUGUCCACAGGAAAGGUGGUUUGCAUCGGUGAUUGCAAGACCGAACUGCAAGCCGCCGUCAGGUCCAAUACCCCCAUCAUCAAUCUCAAGAAUGGCUACUUCACCGAGUCACUCACCGCAUUUGGUUCUACUAUCGGGCUAAACGCCAUCGACGCCGAGCGAGACACAGAUAACGGCCCGAAUCCGGACAGCUUCACCCGCGCCGAAGACGGCCUCCUUGUCGACAAUAAGAAGCUCCGCGUCGCCCACAGCUAUGGUGUUACAAAAGCCAUCUCUGCUCCCAAAUACAGUGACGCCGGGGGUUACCACGGCACCAGCGUGGGAUUUUUGACCAACGUCAAAACAGCCCUCGACAAGGACGCCAUAUUCGCCGGCGACGCCGCAGUACACUACACGCUCGAUGUUUCAGCCACUGGAGCUGACGGCCCAAACACGCCGUCUUCCAUGUCCGCUGCAAUCGGCACUCUCCGCCGCAAGCUUCUCACUGCCGCUUCCACCCUCAACGACACCACCGGAGAGGCCUACUCUGAGCCCUUGUUCCUUCGGAAGGUAGUCAACGGCUCCCUCCCGCUCGUCAUUAACGUGCACAACGCCGACACCAUUGCUGCGUUGCUCAAGGUGAAGUCUGCCGUUGACGACGUCACGGGCUCCAAGAUACGGCUAGUCAUUCUAGGUGGUGCUGAGUCGUACCUUCUCGCGGACGAACUUGCUUCUGCCAAUGUCGGCGUCGUACUGGCACCGCUGCAGUCAUAUGCCAAGUCCUGGGAUCAGAGGCGGGCCCUGACCGGCGCACCCCUCACGAACGGCACCUGUGUGGACAGGCUGCUUGAUGCCGGGGUGUUGACUGCGAUUGGGCUGGAGGAAGACUGGCUGGUGAGAGACCUGGGGUUGCUGGCAGGGAUUGUGUUUGCUAAUGGCGAGGGGAGGGUGGAUGAGAGAGGGGCGUUGGAGAUGGUGGGCGGCAAUCUGUACAAGAUGCUUGGGUUGGAGGAGCCAGGGGUUGACAAGGGGCAUUUUGUGAUCUGGGAGGGCAGCCCGUUGGAGAUUAACGGGCGGGUGAAGGCGGUUGGUGGAGGGAUUGGGAAUACAGUAUCUGUGUUUUGA